AUGUCCAUCAACCCAACAGCCCCUCCUCCAUUGAAAAAUGACAUUUUAGAACUUAUUGGGAAUACCCCAUUAGUCAAGUUGAACAAGAUCCCUCAAUCUUUGGGUAUCAAAGCUAAGGUGUAUGCCAAGGUGGAGUUGUUUAAUGCUGGUGGUUCCAUUAAAGACAGAAUUGCCAAAAACAUGGUUCUCGAGGCCGAAAAACAAGGCAGAAUUAAGCCCGGAUACACUUUGAUUGAACCCACUUCUGGAAAUACUGGUAUUGGUUUAGCAUUGGUAGGUGCAGUGCGAGGAUACAGAACCAUUAUAACUUUGCCUGAGAAGAUGUCAAAUGAAAAAGUUUCUGUUUUGAAAGCAUUGGGUGCCGAGAUUAUCAGAACUCCAACUGAAGCUGCAUUUGAUGAUCCCGAGUCUCAUAUUGGAGUUGCAAGACGAUUAGAGAAGGAAAUUCCAAACUCGGUCAUUUUGGAUCAGUAUUCUAAUGUUGCCAACCCUGAGGCCCAUUACUAUGGUACUGGCUAUGAAAUUUGGGAACAGACUGAAGGUAAGGUCACCCACUUGGUUGCUGGUGCAGGCACGGGUGGUACCAUUUCCGGUAUGUCCAAGUACUUGAAGGAAAAGAAUCCAAAAGUGAAAGUUACCGGAGCUGACCCAAAGGGCUCCAUCUUGGCAGAGCCAGAGAGUUUGAACGAUAGUUCAGAGGGCUAUUUGGUAGAGGGUAUCGGCUAUGAUUUCAUUCCCGAUGUGUUGAACAGAAAGUAUGUCGACAACUGGAUUAAAACAGAUGAUGCCGAAUCUUUCAAGUUGGCUAGGAGAAUUAUCAGAGAAGAAGGUAUUUUGGUUGGUGGCUCCUCCGGUUCAGCACUUCAAGCUGCUUUGUUGGUAGCCAAAGAUUUGACAGAGGAUGAUGUAGUUGUUGUUGUGUUCCCUGAUUCGAUUAGAUCUUACUUGACCAAAUUUGCUGACGACGAAUGGUUGAAAUCCAACGGAUUCACUGUUGAGGAAGACGAGGCUACAAACAAGACCGACGAGUUUUUGACAAACAAAACAAUCAAAGAUUUGGUCGCAGGGAAACCGCCUGUUGUUACUGUUACGCUUGCAGAUACCGUCGCUAAGACUUUUGACCUCUUGCAAUCAAAUGGAUUUGAUCAGCUUCCAGUAUUGAACAAAUCAGGACAAUUGGUUGGGUUGAUAACCUUAUCAAAGAUUUUGAAAUCAUUGUCUACAAAGAGGAUUCAGUUGACCAACUCGAUCAGCUCCAUCAUUAUAGAUUUCAGGAAAUUAGCUGAUUUUGAAAAAUCAAAGUCUGUAAACAAGGAAUCGGGAUUUACCAAGAGAAACUACGAUGUCAUAACUUUGGAUACCAAAUUAAGUGUAUUGAACAAGUUUUUUGAAACAAACUCCAAUGCCAUUAUUACCGACAGCGACUUGAAACCAGUUCAAAUUGUCACCAAGGUUGACUUACUUUCCUACUUGACAAAAAAUCUUUCUUACUAG
Lodderomyces theae is the source of this 1494-nucleotide messenger RNA. It is a transcript of the gene CYS4, whose product is annotated as cystathionine beta-synthase. The record is from RefSeq and is a predicted model, not a curated record. Gene Ontology annotation, molecular function: cysteine synthase activity; cystathionine beta-synthase activity. NCBI's taxonomy places the organism in Eukaryota, Fungi, Ascomycota, Pichiomycetes, Serinales, Debaryomycetaceae. Bases 1 to 1494 code for a protein of 497 amino acids. Gene Ontology annotation, cellular component: cytoplasm. The transcript has a single exon.